CUUGAAUCUCAUGACGUCCCUUUUCUGGUUGUAACUUCCCAAAAGCAUGUGAUUUCCAUCUCUAAACUUCUUCUGCUCUUUUUUUCUUGUGCGCUGCUCUUUAAUUUCUCCCCUUCUCCUUUUCCUUCUUCUUUACCAUUUUCUCUUAUCGAAUAUUGCAGACUAAGUCGUUCACCUUAUUUUUUUUCCCCUCCGUGGCCGUCAAUUCCCCCUCCAUUGUUCUCCCGUGUUCCUGGCGGUCGCCCAUAUGCUCCGCCGUCGCCUGGCCAAGGACGACAAUGCCCAGUCCUCUUCAACGGACACGGCUCGCGAUGAAAGCGAAGUAUCGCCCGAAGUUCAGGCCGUGACGGCGCCAGAAAAACCGAAAAAAGAGUCGUUUGUCACUAAACCAAGGAGCAAACGUCGCAAUGGCCUCAUCUUCGUGCUGGGUGGCAUCUUCGGAAUCCUUGUCGCUGCUUUUUUCGCUAACCAGCAGGACGUGAUCAGUCUUGAUUCUUUGAUGGACUUGAAUUUGGAUGCGUUGAUGGAUGUUAUACCGCAGGGAAUCGUCAAGGAUGUGAGGGAGUUUUCCCAACAUGAACGCGAUGCCGUCAGCUAUGAUUCCUUCUCCGUCGGUUUACAGCUUCAGUCGCAGGGUAUUGAAGCCAAGCAUCCCAUCGUUAUGAUCCCCGGCGUUAUCUCUACCGGACUCGAGAGCUGGGGCACCGACAUAUCCUCCCGCCAGUACUUCCGUCGGAGACUCUGGGGCAGUUGGAGCAUGAUGCGCGCUUUGGUCUUAGAUAAAGCAGGGUGGAAGAACCAUAUUAUGCUGGACAAGGACACCGGGUUGGAUCCACCGGGAAUCAAGUUACGAGCAGCCCAGGGCUUUGAUGCGACAGAUUUCUUCAUCACCGGUUAUUGGAUCUGGAAUAAGAUCCUCGAGAACCUGGCGACCAUCGGGUAUGAUCCGACAAAUGCUUUUACUGCCGCUUAUGAUUGGAGACUGUCCUACCUGAACCUAGAGGUCCGUGACCAGUACUUCAGUCGGCUGAAGUCCUACAUUGAGACUGCCGUUCUCGUGAGGGGAGAAAAGGUGACUCUGGCUUCGCAUAGUAUGGGCUCGCAAGUUGUGCUCUACUUUUUCAAAUGGGUGGAACAUCCGGAAUACGGUAACGGAGGCAGUGACUGGGUUAACAAGCAUAUUGCCUCCUGGAUCAACAUUAGUGGGUGCAUGCUGGGCGCCGUCAAAGGUUUGACGGCUGUCCUGUCGGGUGAGAUGAGAGAUACUGCCCAACUAAACGCCUUUGCCGUGUACGGACUGGAGAAAUUCUUGUCCAAGGAGGAACGAGCUGAGAUCUUCCGAGCCAUGCCUGGUAUCUCGAGCAUGCUCCCCAAGGGCGGAGAAGCCGUAUGGGGCAAUUCGACUUGGGCUCCGGACGACCUGCCCGGCCAGUCCAUGACUUACGGAAGCCUGCUGAAGUUUCGGGAGAGCAAUUCAUCCUUGACUUCCAAGAAUCUCACCGUAUCUGAAAGCUUGUCGUAUCUUAUGGACCUGAGCGAUGAGUGGUAUCGCAACCUAGUCCUAACUAGCUAUUCGCACGGCGUCGCACAUACUACCGCGGAAGUCGAAGCAAAUGAAAAUGACCCUCGCACAUGGCUCAAUCCCCUUGAAGCCCGAUUGCCGUUGGCCCCGGAUAUGAAAAUCUACUGCUUCUAUGGCGUCGGCAAGCCAACCGAACGCAGCUACUUCUACCAGGAAGAGCGCGAUCCCCUGGUCAGCCUGAACGUAAGUAUUGACACCACUGUCACCAACAACGACGGGGUCGACCACGGCGUUAUCAUGGGCGAAGGCGACGGCACCGUCAACCUACUGAGCACAGGCUACAUGUGCGCCAAAGGAUGGCACAUCAAACGGUAUAACCCGGCCGGAAUCAAGAUCAAGGUCUUCGAAAUGCCCCACGAGCCAGACCGUUUCUCUGCACGCGGUGGUCCAAACACAGGCGACCACGUUGACAUCCUCGGCCGGGCUUCUCUCAACGAGCUCAUCCUCCGCGUCGCAGGCGGUCACGGCGACGAAAUCGAAGAAACCUUUGUCUCUAAAAUCAAAGAAUACGCAGACCGGGUGCAGAUCUUCGAAGAGUAAUAGAUUUAAUACCCUUCCUUUCUACAUUCUCUUUCUUUCUUUCUUUCUUUCUCUCUAUGACUUAACUUUCAGCGUAUAUCUAUUAUACAGUAAUUCUGUGUUGUAUUAUGGUUAGGGGAGACGGACGAUGUUAUAUCCCUUUUUUCAUGCUCAUGGGGGACCGGAGAGGCCAUGUAUAGACAGACAAGACAGAUUUUAGAUAUCAUAAACGAUCAAUUGAUAUCAAUGAACC
Messenger RNA from Aspergillus alliaceus, 2354 nucleotides. Its product is annotated as phospholipid:diacylglycerol acyltransferase. The transcript has 3 exons. Gene Ontology annotation, biological process: triglyceride biosynthetic process; lipid storage. The record is from RefSeq and is a predicted model, not a curated record. NCBI's taxonomy places the organism in Eukaryota, Fungi, Ascomycota, Eurotiomycetes, Eurotiales, Aspergillaceae. The coding region runs from base 248 to 2122 and encodes 624 amino acids. Gene Ontology annotation, cellular component: cytoplasm; perinuclear endoplasmic reticulum. Gene Ontology annotation, molecular function: phospholipid:diacylglycerol acyltransferase activity.